Molecule: messenger RNA, 1292 nt
Organism: Prorocentrum cordatum
Lineage: Eukaryota; Dinophyceae; Prorocentrales; Prorocentraceae
Source: the annotation of a GenBank genome assembly
ACGGCGUUGAAGUCGCAGCCUCUGGGGGCCAUGGGCGCCCCAGACAUGGCGGUGGGCGCCCCAGACAUGGCGGGCCCCAUGGCCGAGUGGGGCGGCAUGCCCGGCGGCGGUCUGACCAGGGGGCUUUCGCCCCCGUUCAAUCACUACGCGCUUUCCAACGGCGUUGUCUCAGGCGAGUUUUUUAAGCAGCUGGCGGAGUUCAAGUUCCCCGUCGAUGGCAUGCUGGCGCGCGCGGUGAACGCCGCAUUGUUUCGGUGCGCGGCGGCGGAGGACUGCGCGAGGGGCGGGUUCGCAGGGCGCGUCGCCGAACCCGACGACUUGGCCCGGCUCUCGAAGCACGAGAAGCACCAGGAGCUGCUCGCGGAGGCGCAGUUGGACCCGUCGACGACAGAAUCGCUGAGGGGCCAGCUCACGAUUGACGCCUUGGGCCCCCCCCUGCAGAAUAAUGAUAAGGCGAUGAUCAAAGGCGAGGGCGCCGAGGGCAAGGGCAAGGGAGCCACGGGGAAGAAGGGGGCGUUGACGACGACCCCCGAGGAGUUCAUCUACCAGUUGGAUGGCAACUCAGGGGUUGGCCCGACGCAGCCAUCAGAGGAUGUUGCGUCAUCGCCAGCUGGGGCGGCACAUUUCGCGCAGCAUGCUGGCGGCGGCGAGGCGUCGGGCUUGGGCCAGACCGCCGCGCUCAACAAGGGCAUAGUUGUCGGCGCCCACCUGUGGCUUCGAAGGCCACUGCAGGAGGUCGCGGAGCUGUUCGUCACUGGCGGGGGUAGGGAGUUCAUGGUCAAUCCUCCAUGCUGCGACGCUGUUAACGAUGAGGAUUGCAUCGCCCUCGAGGUGAAGGGCGCGAUCUGUGCCGCGCUGAACGCGCCCCGUCGCAAAUGCGGGACGCAGCGCGCCAGGCCCAUGAAGAGACUAACAGGGCAGCGACGGCAGUCAAGGGGCUCGAUCACAUGCUACGUCGCAGCGCCGGCUUCUCGGUCGGUUGCGCCUCAGACGAAGGGCGCCUCGGCGUGCCCGCCUAGGGCCCUCGAGGCCAGCGUCGCCGUGGACGGCGCCCCGAAAAUGUUCGCCAUGCCGUCGCCGCCGACCGAUGAGUUCAUUAGCCAGUGCUGGCGACUCUGCGCGGUGUCCGACAGGGCCAAGUGCAUUUGCGAGCUCGCCGCGAUUGCGGUGACAGCGAAUCGCCUUAUGAUCGGCGAUGAGAUGACUGGCCCAAUGAUCGACGUCGCCAUCCCGCGCGCCGCGAAUUUCAAGACGGCCGCCGAGAACGAGGAGCUGAGCUCGCGCUGCACUUG